Sus scrofa (pig) is the source of this 3140-nucleotide messenger RNA. The record is from RefSeq and is a predicted model, not a curated record. NCBI's taxonomy places the organism in Eukaryota, Metazoa, Chordata, Mammalia, Artiodactyla, Suidae.
UGGAGGAGCAGACACCACUCGACCCGGGCGCAGCGCGCAGGCGGUGGCGAAGAGACGCCGAGCGGGCCGAGUGCGGCCGAGCAAAGCCCGAGCCGGAGCGGGGCCGCAGGAGCCGGGCAGGGUCCGGACGGGCCGAGAUGCCCUAUAAACUGAAAAAGGAGAAGGAGCCCCCCAAGCUUGCCAAAAGCACGGCCAAGCCCAGCAGCUCCAGCAAGGAUGGUGCAGGCGAGAGCGCCGAGGAGGCUCAGCCCCAGCCCCAACCCCAGCCCCAGCCGCCACCACAGCCGCAGCCGCCAUCAUCCAACAAGCGUCCCAGCAACAGCACGCCGCCCCCGACGCAGCUCAGCAAAAUCAAGUAUUCAGGGGGGCCCCAGAUUGUCAAGAAGGAGCGACGGCAAAGCUCCUCCCGCUUCAACCUCAGCAAGAACCGGGAGCUCCAGAAGCUUCCUGCCCUGAAAGACUCGCCAACCCAGGAGCGGGAGGAGCUGUUCAUCCAGAAGCUACGCCAGUGCUGCGUCCUCUUUGACUUUGUGUCAGACCCACUCAGUGACCUCAAAUUCAAGGAGGUGAAGCGGGCAGGGCUCAAUGAAAUGGUGGAGUACAUCACCCACAGCCGCGAUGUUGUUACCGAGGCCAUUUACCCCGAGGCUGUCACCAUGUUUUCAGUGAACCUCUUCCGGACGCUGCCACCCUCGUCGAAUCCCACCGGGGCCGAGUUUGACCCCGAGGAAGAUGAGCCGACCCUGGAAGCCGCCUGGCCGCAUCUCCAGCUCGUGUAUGAGUUUUUCUUACGUUUCCUUGAGUCUCCUGAUUUCCAGCCAAACAUAGCCAAGAAGUACAUUGACCAGAAGUUUGUCCUUGCUCUCCUGGACCUGUUUGACAGUGAGGACCCUCGAGAGCGGGACUUCCUCAAGACCAUCUUGCAUCGCAUCUAUGGCAAGUUUUUGGGGCUCCGGGCUUAUAUCCGUAGGCAGAUCAACCACAUCUUCUACAGGUUCAUCUACGAGACAGAGCAUCACAACGGGAUUGCCGAGCUCCUGGAGAUCCUGGGCAGCAUCAUCAACGGCUUUGCUUUGCCCCUGAAGGAAGAGCACAAGAUGUUCCUCAUCCGUGUCCUGCUUCCCCUUCACAAGGUCAAGUCUCUGAGUGUCUACCACCCUCAGCUGGCCUACUGCGUGGUGCAGUUCCUGGAGAAGGAGAGCAGUCUCACUGAGCCGGUGAUCGUGGGACUUCUCAAGUUCUGGCCCAAGACCCACAGCCCCAAGGAGGUGAUGUUCCUGAAUGAGCUGGAGGAAAUUCUGGAUGUCAUUGAACCUUCAGAGUUCAGCAAAGUGAUGGAGCCACUCUUCCGCCAGCUUGCCAAGUGCGUCUCCAGCCCCCAUUUCCAGGUGGCGGAGCGCGCUCUCUAUUACUGGAACAACGAGUACAUCAUGAGCCUGAUAAGUGACAACGCUGCCCGGGUCCUCCCCAUCAUGUUCCCCGCGCUCUACAGGAACUCGAAGAGCCACUGGAACAAGACAAUCCACGGGCUGAUCUACAACGCCCUGAAGCUGUUUAUGGAGAUGAAUCAGAAGCUGUUUGAUGACUGUACGCAACAAUACAAGGCAGAGAAGCAGAAGGGUCGGUUCCGAAUGAAGGAAAGAGAGGAGAUGUGGCAGAAGAUCGAGGAGCUGGCCCGACUUAAUCCCCAGGUGAGCUGGUUCUGCCACCGCCCUGAACUGAGGGGUCCCGCGUGGGCUGGGGCAGGGUUUAUUUCAGGAGGAAUAGGAAGCAGACGGGGUCACAGACUUGGCAAUGGCUCUUGCCACUCGUCCGUGCCUCCUCCCUCGCAGUAUCCCAUGUUCCGAGCUCCUCCUCCGCUGCCUCCUGUGUACUCGAUGGAGACUGAGACCCCCACGGCCGAGGACAUUCAGCUUCUCAAGAGGACAGUGGAGACAGAGGCCGUGCAGAUGCUAAAAGACAUCAAGAAGGAGAAAGUGCUGCUUCGGCGAAAGUCGGAGCUGCCCCAGGACGUGUACACCAUCAAGGCACUGGAGGCGCACAAACGGGCGGAAGAGUUCCUAACUGCCAGCCAGGAGGCUCUCUGACCUCCUCACCUCCCCGCCACAGGGCCACAGCCCACUCGGCCCUGGGACACUGCCCCGGCCCUCCACCCUCUGCUCCCCACUGGCUGACUCUGGGCAGGGCAGUGCCUCUCUACUCCAGGGAGGGGGGUGUGGCGCUUGAAGCAGGGACCCCCCCCACAGAGCGGUCCCUUGUCUCCCCCACAUGUGUUCAUGCCUCCCCGCGGCUAGUACAGAGGCUGUGCGCUGCGAUGCUCAGUGCUCAGACAACUUGGGGACGCCUGGCCCCCUCCUGCUCCUCACCCACAGCUACAUGAGGCCGCUCUGAGAAUACACACAGGAAUAUACGCCCCCUCCCCUCUUCCCUUCAGCCUCCUUGGCACCCCAGGUGUCUCCUCCUCUCCCUCCCCUGCAGGCAUAUAGGGAGCAGUGGGAGACAAUUCUCACCAAAGUUAUGUCGCCCCAUUGGUCCCUGGAGUGGAUUAGCUGCAGGGGAGCAACCCCCGAUGGCACAAAUAGGCCCCCAGCCCCGGCAGUGCGCAAACUGAUGGGGGUGCGUUAUUUCCUCUUACCUUCUGCCUGACCAAGACAACGUGGGAGGGCAGAAGGGAGAAAGCAUAGGCUCUGGACAAGAGGUGGUGAAUGUGGAGCCCUGAUGGACCAAGAGAAAGGGAUGAACAAACACCCCACCCUGUGCCCCCUUUUGGGUGAACAGCAGCCCCGGGAUCAUUGACACAGAAGGGACCACCCUGGGGCUGACUGCUCUAUGGUGUUGGUUGCCAAAGCCGGGAGGAAGGAAGCAGGGAGCAGUGCCCCAAGCAUGGCUCCCCCCAACACCUAUUUAUUUCCUUGUUUGUACUGAUGCUAGCCAGGCCCUCCCUUGUCCCUUUCAGGCACCCUGGAGGGACAAGACGCUGGGGAGGGCCGGGCUUGAGGUCCAGGGGCACAGGCAGCACAGCUUCUGGCUGUGUACAUAGGGUGCUUUAUUCUCCACAGAGUGAUACAUGCUAAGGUGGGUUGGGCCUGGGUGGAUGUCCCCAUAUGUACAGAACUGAAUAAAGUGGGUCUCUGAGAAGA